Molecule: messenger RNA, 1731 nt
Organism: Dendroctonus ponderosae (mountain pine beetle)
Lineage: Eukaryota; Metazoa; Arthropoda; Insecta; Coleoptera; Curculionidae
Product: beta-1,4-glucuronyltransferase 1
Exons: 8
Coding region: 1-1494 (497 amino acids)
Source: RefSeq, a predicted model, not a curated record
AUGACUAAUGCUUUCGGAUGUGGGCAUUGGGCAUAUCAAUAUUUAAUCAUUACGUACUCUUUUGAUUUUCAAAAUUGUGCGCCAAUAAAUAAUACAUUUCCUAGGAAUUCAAGUAAUAACAGUGAUUGCGAAAUUUUAUCCAGAAACGAUUACCCUUUUGAUGAGAUUUGCAAAACAUGGCAAGCAAAAAACGGAGAAACGGUAGAAGGAAAUCUACAAAGCCAGAAUGAACAAUUGACUUUGAAUGCAGAUAGUGAAGAGAAAUUAGCUGAUGGAUGGCAAGAUUACGAUGCAAGAACAAUCCAGUUUCAUUGCGAUACAAAGUCGAGGAACACAUUUCUUUCUCAGAGAGGACUGUACUAUGUUAUUUACAAUUUCGUGAAAGCUGAAGAGGAAUUUGGGUGUAUAGACAGUAUCACUUUAUCGGCACCAGGAGAUUACAGAUUCUUAGACAAUGUGAUUCCAUUGGUAGAUCGUUGGGAUGGACCAAUCAGUAUAGCAUUAUAUGCCCCGGGAUACGAUUUUUACACUACCUUGGACGCAAUUGCUUAUUUAAGAAACUGUGGACCAGAACGUAUAAAAAAAGUAGUAACUUUCCAUAUACUGUUUGAACAGGCACACACUCCUAAGCCACGGAAGAAUGGAACGAUUUUGCUUGAUUCCUACGACGACUCAUACAACUGCUCACUUCUUCCACCUUGGCAAACAGUCACAGAUGAAGAAAUGUACAAAAGCCAAAAUGAAUUGCUAUAUCCGAUCAAUGUAGCUCGGAAUGUAGCUAAGUUAGCUGCUCAAACUUAUUUCAUAUUUCCCAGCGAUAUUGAACUGUAUCCAACCAGAAAUUUUGUCAAGUUAUUUUUGCAAUUAGUUAACGAAAACCAGGAAUUAUUCGAGGAAGAUAGUCGAAAUGUGUUUGUAUUGCCUAUUUUUGAAGUAUUAGAAAAUCAAACUGUGCCUGAGACCAAAAGUGAGCUGUUGGGCAUGCUGAAAAAGAAAACCGCCAUUAUCUUCCAUGAAAGUGUGUGCGUGGAGUGCCAUAGAGUUGUAAGCAGUGAGGAAUGGGUCAACACUCCAGAAACAGAAGGGCUUAGUGUAUUUUCAGUUGGAAAACGCUCUGGAAGAUAUGUGGUUUGGGAACCCUUCUAUGUAUGCACUCAAAAAGAUCCCUUAUGGGAUGAACGAAUGACCUGGGAAGGUCAAAGUAACAAAAUGGUUCAAGCGUACACGAUGUGUGUUAUGGACUACGACUUUCACGUAUUGGACAAUGCUUUUCUCAUUCACAAACCAGGAGUGAAGAAGAAGAAAGUCCAAAUGGUGAAAUAUAAUGACAUUGUAAAAAAUUCAUCCAAAUUGAUUAAGAAUAUUGCCAUCGAAUUGCAAGAUUUAUAUGGCUACAAUUCGAAUUGUAACACUUCGCAUCCACCGAAGCCCAAACGCAAAAAGAAACCUGCAACUGUGAAACUAGUCAAAACUAAGCCAAAAACUAAAUUAUAGAUUAUUUUGAUAUUACUUAGCUUAAACUUUGUUGAUUUUAAAAGAAAAUGAGAUGAGUGGAAAGCAAUUCUCAAUUUCUACAAUUUUGAAAUAAAAUAUUUAUUAUGAUUUAUACAGCAGCUGUACAUUAUUACAAUAAAUUUAGGAUUUAGUGCUUGUACACGAUUGUAUAGAUCUUAAGGAAUUAUUGAUAGUAACUUAUUCAACAUUUCUAAUAAACAUAUUUUAAAUUUUAAA